GCAAAUAUGAAAGAAGGCGAGAAAAAAGUGAACGAAUUGAUUAUUGAGAUAGCUAAGGAAGACAGAAAAAUCAUUAUUCUGAGUUCGAUAACUCUUUUAGAAAACACUAUAUUUGAAUUGGACAUGUUUAUUAGUAGGUUGCAAAGAGUAAUUUCUAACGUACAGAAUAAUGUAGUAGAUGCGUUUAUAAUAACACCUGACCAAUUGCUUUCGGAAAUAAAAAAUAUUCAGAGUAUACUCCCGGAUGAUUUGAAAAUCCCUGUUAAAUUUGAUGAGGAUAGUAUUCAAGAAAUAUUCAAAAUAUUAAGUAUUGAAAUGCACACAAUAAAUGACAGAUUUAUUUUUUCUUUAAAAUUUCCUCUGUGCCUUAUAGAAAAUUUCAACGUUUAUUACAUAUUACCUAUUUACAUUCCAAUUAAUGAACAUGGUCAAUUUCUGCAUAUGACUAAAAAUUCUAUGUAUUUGUUAAUGGACAAAAUAAUGACCAAAUAUUUUAUAUGGCCAGAUUUAAAUAACUGUAAAGUAGUGGAUAAAAUAUUUGUUUGUGGAUUUAAUGAAAUUAUACAUAAUUGUGACACGGACCCCACAUGUGUAACAGAAUUAGUAAAAAAUUCUUUAACUAAACCACCUCAAUGUGAUACUUAUAUCUCUGAAUUCAAAACAGAAAUGUGGUAUCCCUCAUUUUUCAAAAAUCAUUGGUUUUUCGUAUGUGAAAAACCCACUACAAUUACUAUAAUUUGUAAUAAACAGUCUUUCACUCAAAAAAUUAAAGUUAAAAGUUCUGGAAAGUUAUACUUGAAGUCUGGGUGUAUUGCUUACACCUCGAAAGGUGUACUAAAAACUGAACAAAUAUUAAAUCAAACAUAUUUCUCAAUUCCAGUAGACUUAUCUCUUACAAAUGAUUCAUGCUGUAAUGUAUUCAAUUUUUCUAAUCAGGCCUAUCCCAAACCUAUCCACUUCGAUGAAAUAAAAAAUAUUAAAUUUAAUAAAGAUGCGUUCAAUACAAUAAAUAAACAAUUAGACCAACAAGAUAUGUUAAUAAAUUCGCUUAUUGUAGAUAAAACGUAUGAAUUUAUAUACACAAACAAAUAUUUAGUUGUCAUAAUAAUAGUUUUUUUAAUAUAUUUUAUCGCAAAAUUUUAUUUAAAUAGGAAAGCAAAAAAAUUAGCUAUAGAAAACAUUAAUUUAAGUUACAAUCCUCCAAGUUCUAAAAAUUAA
Metopolophium dirhodum (rose-grain aphid) is the source of this 1218-nucleotide messenger RNA. RefSeq lists its product as uncharacterized. The record is from RefSeq and is a predicted model, not a curated record. Lineage: Eukaryota; Metazoa; Arthropoda; Insecta; Hemiptera; Aphididae. The transcript has a single exon. Bases 7 to 1218 code for a protein of 403 amino acids.